Molecule: messenger RNA, 330 nt
Organism: Zygotorulaspora mrakii
Lineage: Eukaryota; Fungi; Ascomycota; Saccharomycetes; Saccharomycetales; Saccharomycetaceae
Gene: SMD2
Product: mRNA splicing protein SMD2
Exons: 2
Coding region: 1-330 (109 amino acids)
Biological process (GO): spliceosomal snRNP assembly; RNA splicing
Cellular component (GO): U2 snRNP; precatalytic spliceosome; catalytic step 2 spliceosome
Molecular function (GO): RNA binding
Source: RefSeq, a predicted model, not a curated record
AUGCAUGAACUAAUAGAUCGUCCUAAAUCGGAAUUAUCAAAAGAAGAACUAGAACAACUGGAAGAAUUCGAGUUCAAACAUGGCCCACUCUCCCUAAUAAACGAUUCAAUGCUUACAAAGACACCAGUCAUCAUUUCACUUAGGAAUAAUCACAAAAUAAUAGCGAGAGUGAAAGCAUUUGAUAGACAUUGUAAUAUGGUUUUAGAAAAUGUUAAAGAAUUAUGGACAGAGAAGAAAGGCAAAAAGAUAAUGAACAGAGAACGCUUUAUAAGCAAGCUAUUUCUUAGAGGAGAUUCAGUAAUUGUAAUAUUAAAAGCUCCUGUACAAUGA